AUGUCUGUUUUCAGUUGUGUUCCACAGUCCUCACAGUGGGAGGGAACAGACCAUCACCAAUUUACAGCAGGUGCAUGAUCACCUAAGUGCUGCCAGCUUGCUAGCUAUCGUAGGCCCCGAUGAAGGAUAGGCAGUUCACAGACACAUUCAUGGGCAUGGCAUGCAUUCAUGCACCGCCGGCAGUAGGCCUACAUCCCUGGGACAUUAUCUUGGGAGGAAAGCAGACAAGAUAUAGGCCUGUUUAAGUUCUAAUUACUGAUAUCUCAGGUUUUGCAGGAAAGAAGAAAACGUUAAUUUGAAGACAUGGCUGACAAGGCUAACCAUAAAGAUGACCUCCCAUUGAUGGCAAACAGCGAUGAGAUUCUUGUUAGGCAUUAUGUUCUUGACUGGAGCUUUGAUAUGGAGCGGAGAGAAGUGGAGGGAUCGGUCAUAGUCAUUCUUGAUCCCGUAGAGAAGGAAAAACAUACAGCAGUUGACUUGAAAGACAGCUCAGAGACAUGUCGGUUAACUUUGCCUAAAGCUAAUAAGAAAGUGUGUGAAAGUUCCAAUUCCAAUUGCAAUUCGACAGCUGAGUCAUCAGUUGAGAUCAAGGUAGCAAAUUAUAAUCUAACGCCUGAAUCUAGAGAAAUAGCUGCGUCAUGUGAACAGGUAUCAUCUUGGGUUAAUCGUUCCAUUGUAGCUGUUCCUUUACCCCCUCCAUCAGAAGACCUAGGUCAAGAUUCACCAACCCACUUUCUCGUGACAGAUUCAUUGGACACCUCUCAUGUUGUUCCAUCGAAUCAACAAGUAAAGUCUGCUGGACAACACCGGGAUCUUGUCUGCAAUAAGUUAGGGACGUGCUCCUGUGGGCUAAACCAACCCCCACAAAAUGGGAACUUUAACUUGCUUCUGGAUUGCUGUGACCUUUGUGUAGACUCGGUUGAAGAGGUGAUCAUUCCAUCAACACAAUACGUUGUGAUGUUUUCCAAUGAAGAACAGGACUCUGAUAUGUUGUAUGAAGAAUAUCUAAAAUGUAAAGACUUUACAUGUAAACCAUUAGAAUACUUAGUUGAGAAGUGGUGCUUGAGAAUUUGGAAAGACAAUGUGACUGAUCCAUCAGAUUUUCCACGGGUGGUUCGGGUCAAGUAUAAAACCAGUUCUAGUGGUGCGUCUCUCUGGUGGAUCAAGGACCAAGAUGGAAAGCCCUGUGUCUUCACUCCUGCAGCUUGGAUAAACAACCGGUCUUUAUUCCCAUGCCAAGAACCGCCAAUGGCCCUUGCAUCCUGGCAGGCCCAUGUCACAGUGCCACAUGGUCUGGUUGUGCUCAUGAGUGGAGACAAGGAACCUGUGGUGACAUGCUUUGACCAGGGCAAGGCGACUUAUUACUAUCACACAAAGAUGCCUCAUCCAGCAGCCGUUCUUGCCAUUGCUGUUGGACAUUGGAAGAGGAGAACACUUGUGGCUGGGUGUGCACUCAGUGAGUGCAGCAGGUCUCUGACAGAAAUCUGCCAUCACCAGCCAAGAUGCAAGAUCUCCUACACAGACCAGCAAGUCCUGCCAUGUCAUCUCUAUGCACCUGACUCAUUACUAGAUGAGGCAUAUUCAGAGUUCGAAGACUACUUCAAAGAAAGCUUCCAGGCAGCUUAUGACACCCUUGGGCCUCACCCUUUUCCACGGCUUGAUGUCCUCAUCAUUCCUCGGAGCUUUGUCAGUUUGGGUUUGGCGAAUCCAAACCUGAUGUUCCUCUCACAGUCCUUGGUAUCCGGUGAUGGCAGCUCCUGUAUCCGUAUCUCACAUGAGCUCUCUCAUUCGUGGUUUGGCAUACUGAUUGGUGCUAGGGACUGGACAGAGGAAUGGCUGAGUGAGGGCUUUGCUACUUAUAUGGAGGACAUCAUUCAUGCAAAGGUUAUGAAGUGGGAUACCACACAAGCCAGAUACCAUGCUGAACUGAGAGCUAUGAUACGAUACAAGGUACUAUGUGCUGAGCUUGAGAACACCGAGGAAGAGCUACAGUCACUUCGCCCGAGUCAAGGGAAGGAAACUAGAGAUCAAGAAACAUCUGUUCUCUACGUCAAGAAUGGCAUGAAUCCAAACAAGAGGUUCACUCAGGUGCAUUAUCUCAAGGGUUACUUCCUCUUGAGGCACCUAGCUGGCCUGGUAGGAGAUGAGGCUUUGAAUCGAUUCAUCCGUAGAUAUGCCACAGAGUUCCAUGGGAAGUCUGUCCUCUCGCGGGAGUUGUUUUCUCUCAUGUUUGAGGUUUUCCCUGACCUAAGUGAGAAAGGAAUAACUAUGAGCAGCAUUUACCACGACUGGUUGGACAAUCCUGGCAUGCCAAAGGAUCUGAAGGAAUUCAAACCAAGACCAGAUAAUCAUCUGUACAAGCAAGUUCUCAAUGUGGUCAAUAAGUGGUGCACCUACAACAGCAUGAGCAUCAAAUACAGAAAAAGCCAGAAGAAACUGAAGGAGAUAGACAUUUGCGACAUCGGAGAUAUAAAGCUAGUCCCCGAACAAGUGGUACUACUGUUAGAAGACUUGUUGGAGGAGGCCAGCUUAUCCAAGGUCACCUUGGAGCAGCUCAGGGACGUGUACAACAUAUCCAGAUGUAAUGCUGAUAUUCAGCAUCGGUGGUGCGAGUUGGUGGUGAAACACAGUUACAGUCCUGGUUAUGGAGAUAUCAAGGCAUUCUUGCGCAAUCACCAGGCAAUGGGUAUCUAUCUGUACGGAGAGCUUGUCCUUUCUGGGAAGAAAGCACAGCGCCAGAUUGCUGAAGAGGCUUUUCAUGAGUUAGCAGAUGAAAUGGAAAAAGACACAUAUGUUUCAGUUAAGGAGAUGGUUUUUGGAGGCAAUUGAUAACAGCGGAACCAGAUACAAAUUAGUUUUUUCUAAAUAGUUUCUAUAAAUGCUGGUAUGUUUUU
Molecule: messenger RNA, 2894 nt
Organism: Lineus longissimus
Lineage: Eukaryota; Metazoa; Nemertea; Pilidiophora; Heteronemertea; Lineidae
Product: aminopeptidase O-like
Exons: 10
Coding region: 304-2829 (841 amino acids)
Biological process (GO): proteolysis
Cellular component (GO): nucleolus
Molecular function (GO): zinc ion binding; metalloaminopeptidase activity
Source: RefSeq, a predicted model, not a curated record